UUGUCAUGAAAAAAUGGUUUACGCCAGAGAACCUGUUGUUUAUUACAUCGCUCCAACAUUGUUGUUAUUGUGCAGAACUCCUAUACAGUAGGUGGCGGUGUCCAACUUUCAACUCUACCAUCCAGCAUAUGGAAACAUAAUCUCACCAGCUAAAAACAAAGAUAGCCAGCGAUGUGUAGUUUCUGAUAUGAUUCUCUUUAUUUUAAUAGCUAGCUAGAUAACUGUAAAUGAUCAUAACAUAGAAAACAUAAACACUGUUUCGUUGAAAAGGGGCCAAAAGCGUCGGGGGACAAUGUCGAAUUCCGUGGUCGAGUUCCAGGGCCAGAUAGCCUCAAUCAUGGAGGUGCUAGCCAAUGCAGCUGUAGCCGAAAUCUGCAAAAUUGUUGACGAUGGCUAUGCAGUUGUACAUCUGAAGAUGUCCCAAAGCCAAAAGGAGAACGAUUUUCUCCUGAGGAAAAUGAAACUGAUGGAACUUCAGAUCGCGAGGUUUCGAGCAGAGAGAACAAAGUUUUCAGAGGGGUCCGUCCACAACCGCUUCCAUGGAAUACGCCUGCUAAACAGGCACAACAAUCGAGAGAAGGCAAUGACAGGACCUACUUGGCAAAGCAGAAACAGACUUUCCAACAGGAGUUUUGGGAACAGCAGCAUACCAAGAGACAGACAGCCCAUAGACGUGGACCAAGAGGAUGUCUCUCCAUCAAAGCAUAUGGAUGCUACAAGUGAUGAGCAGUCAGCAGAGACAGAGGAAGGGGAACCAGACCUGCUCAUCAUCAAGGAUGAGGGGGAAGCAGAUGACCAGGACUCUAGGAUCAGCCACCCAGUUAGAACAGUGGAGGGCAGCAGAGAGCUAACCACCCAACUGGCUGCAGCCACCACCGAUGACUGCGCCUUCCAGCCCAGAGGCAACAACUACAACAACAACUACAUCAACACCGCUAUGGAGCAGUCAGCAGAGACAGAGGAAGGGGAACCAGACCUGCUCAUCAUCAAGGUGGAGGGAGAAGCAGAUGACCAGGACUCUAGGUCCAGCCACCCAGCCAGAACAGUGGAGGGCAGCAGAGAGCUAACCACCCAACCAGCUGCAGCCACCACAGAGGACCCUGCCAUUCAGUCCAGUGCCCACAGAGGCAACAACAACUACAUCAACACCGCUAUGGAGGUCAGUGGAUCUGACGUCGUCUUCCAAUCAGAAACAGGGAAUGUUAACCAGGGAUCACAACAGUACACAGGAUUUGAACCCAGAGCAGAGAGACAGAGUCUGGACACAAAGUGUGAUAUGAACGGGGACCUCAAUCUCCUAAGAGAUUCUUUAAACCAGGUGUGGAGAGAGGCAGUAGCGACUAACGAUGGCACUUCUGCUGCUCACACUAAAUUACUGGACCUAGGGAGUGGCCCAGAAACACAGACUAGCUCAGACAUAGAAAUGAGAAGUGUAGGGUUAGAAAACCACAGGUUUUCCCCCAAGUCGUUCCAUUCCUCAUCAGAACAUGUGAUAGUGAUUGACUCUGUAUCCAGUGGGCAGCAGGUAGGUAGAGAUUUAGAGUGGGGUCAGGUGGGUACAGCUACUACACCACAGAUCAAUGGGACUGGAAAUUGGCAGGGAGUGGGAGUGUUUGAGGGGAAUGCACCAACGAUUCGCCCCGUACACCCCGAAUUGAUGAGAGACAACACAACGCAAUUGGUUUCACCCAGCUUCCGGCACACAGAGAUAAAUACAGGCACGCAUUUUGGCACAGGAAAUGCCGGUGAGGCCAACAAAUUUAGUUGGCACUCGUUGGCAAGCCUCCAUAGACACUCUGAAAUACCAGGAAGAGGAACUCAAGAACCAGCUCAUUCCUCACUUCCCGUCGGCCAUUUUAGACCAAGUGCAACAACUUCCUCUCACUUGAGUAUUCUCGCCACAGAUGUUACACCUGGCACCGUAGAACAACCGUACGGUUGCCCAAGCUGCCAUAAGACGUUUCUCCACGAGAGUGACUUGCAGCAGCACGUCGUCGUCCACACCAGAAAGCGGGGAUACGCCUGCACCUUGUGUGAGAAGAGCUUUGUGUCCCCCAGCAAGCUCCAAGUGCACCAGAACGUCCACACUGGGGAGAAGCCCUUCACUUGUGCACAGUGCGGGCGCAGGUUCUCCCACUCUGGCAAUCUGAAAAGACAUCAGAAGCUUCAUCAUUGUUAACUGACACAGAAGCAAGAGAUUCCUAUUGAAAAAAGCUGUUAUAGCAAUAUCAUGAAUUCAAACGUCAUUGGUUCUAACGUAGUCGUAUGUCUGCAGGAUGUUUACCCUGGUCUCAUACGUCUACAAUACAACGUGGUUCAUAUUUACAUUAUCUACAAAGACUGUUACGUUUUCUUGGCUUCUUUAAGGCCAACAGCAUCACUCACAUUGACUGUUAAGGUUGAUCAUGGUUGUGUUCUACUAAUAAUACUGCGUGCCUCACACUAAAGUUAUAGCAGAUGCUGAAAUUGUACUGUGAGACUGAAAAACUGUCUGUUCUUUUGUACCAAUUUGACCAAUGGCUAUUGCUGUUUAUUUAUUCAUUCCUAUAAUUCCAUCAAUAAAUAAUAUUUUUCAAAUAA
Salmo salar (Atlantic salmon) is the source of this 2580-nucleotide messenger RNA. RefSeq lists its product as uncharacterized. The record is from RefSeq and is a predicted model, not a curated record. Gene Ontology annotation, molecular function: DNA-binding transcription factor activity, RNA polymerase II-specific; RNA polymerase II cis-regulatory region sequence-specific DNA binding. Gene Ontology annotation, cellular component: PcG protein complex; chromatin; transcription regulator complex. NCBI's taxonomy places the organism in Eukaryota, Metazoa, Chordata, Actinopteri, Salmoniformes, Salmonidae. Gene Ontology annotation, biological process: regulation of transcription by RNA polymerase II.